GAAGAGAGAAUCCCCAUUGCUGUAACCCGGGUUGCUUUCAGCCUAGCUUGCGUGUCAGUCUAGAAAGAAUUCCUUGCCUUCAGCCGAGCUUGGGUCCGGGGCACAGGUAAAGAAAGAAUCCUCCGCUUUCAGCCUAGCUGGAUCCUCUUGAAUCGUCUCUCCGUCAAAAAAGAAUGUGGCGGGGAAAGGUAAUGGUUUGAGAGAGAAGUAUCGGCUCCGGCCGUGGAGCUAUCAUAUCGGUCUUUUCAAUCUUGUAGCCGAGCGUUCCCCAAUAUAGCCUAAGCCAGUGAAGAGACCACUAAAUGCUGUCAUGCGAGCGAGUAAGUCGACGAAGAAAGUCUUCUAUUCUAUUAUCGAGUUGUCGUUCAAAGGCGGUCAAGAAACCCUUUGUUGCGUUCGAAUGUCCCGUUGAAGGCUCUACUAUUUCUUAUUGUUGUUGCUGAAAUUUGAGAAAAGUGAUCAGGUCGACAUCUCGGUCAAAGAACAAAGGCUAGUCGUCAACGAGCAAAGGCAGCCAGUAUUGUUCAAAGGUUCUCCCGGCUCGAGUCCGGUGAUGGCUCCUUUCGUGGAUUAUAAUUUCUGAAUGGCCCCAGAUAGCGUUAAGUUGAUGGGCUUUCAACCUGAGAAUUCUCAAUAUCAUCUAUGGGUGAAUGGUAUCAGAAUGCCUCUUCCGAAAUAGAAGGUUAUUCGGCUUGUUCGUGAAAGCACAGAGGAAUUCAAAGCAUUGUAGCUGUUCCGAGGAAGUUCAAUUCCAGAGAUGGCUAGGGAGCAAAGAAGUAGCCGAGCCUAGGACGAAGGCACGAAAUGCUUUCUCGCCAAUGAAUGAAGAAAUGACCCGCCGGAUUCGCUCGGAGACUAACUCACUCGUCUCGUUCAUGUAUUUACUCGCAGCAUUCGCAGCAAACUCGCAGGCAGGAGAGACCUUGAGUCCAGGCUCAGGAAUCGACUGGUUCCGAGCGGACUCGGGCAGCUGCUGCUUGGAUUAUCGUAGAAUAAGAGGAGCCGUCUUAGGAAAGGAAAUGACUCAACUUCAAAAAAAAAAAGACAGAUGCCGCCUACCUACUCGUGCUCGUAGCUCGAUCGGAGGUCAAGAGCCGUGGUCCGGCGGAAAAACGGAAGUCCGCCUUCUCUUCUUUAGAGAAGCCAAACUCGAACGGAUAGAGCAGAUGGUCCAACUACAUAACUUUUUCUUUUUUAUUAUUUUUAUGGUCGUGCCUUGUGGCACGGCAGCACCCGUACUAUUGAAAUGGUUCGUCAGUAGAGAUGUUCCCACGGGUGCCCCUUUUUCCAAUGGUACUAUAAUUCCUAUUCCUAUCUCUUCAUUCCCUCUUUUGGUCUAUCUACAUUCAAGGAAAAUCAUACGCUCCAUGGACGGAGCAAAAAGUGGAGUCUUGCACGCGAUAGGUCAGCGAAGCGUGAGCGGGCGCGGAGAAGGAAAGGCCAAACACUUCGGCCGAACGGGAAUGAGCAACGACGAAAUGACAAGAUGAGGUGCUCCGGGCACCCCCAUUUAGAUUUAGA
Arabidopsis thaliana (thale cress) is the source of this 1521-nucleotide messenger RNA. Its product is annotated as LOW protein: cytochrome C biogenesis ccmF-like protein. NCBI's taxonomy places the organism in Eukaryota, Viridiplantae, Streptophyta, Magnoliopsida, Brassicales, Brassicaceae. The record is from RefSeq and is marked reviewed. Bases 651 to 1490 code for a protein of 279 amino acids. The transcript is spliced from 5 exons. Gene Ontology annotation, biological process: cytochrome complex assembly.